Molecule: messenger RNA, 4819 nt
Organism: Schistosoma curassoni
Lineage: Eukaryota; Metazoa; Platyhelminthes; Trematoda; Strigeidida; Schistosomatidae
Source: the annotation of a GenBank genome assembly
GUUGCGGUUCGACUGGAGAGCUAUAUUUAUUAAAUUCUAUGACACAAUUUGCAAAUUUUACGUGUCUACAUAUAUGGACACAUACUAAAUAAAAAGUACUACUAUACGUUUUUGAUAGCUGACAGUUUUUAUAUCGUUACUGAUCAGCUCAUUUGGACUCUGAUUGCACCAUAAUAUCUCUAAAAUUGUUUCAUUUACUUUUCUGGUAAGAUGUUCAAGUCUUUUUACCGAUAGAUUUUUAUGCGAAACUUCACGGACUAAUAUUAAUGGGACUUCUUUAUAUUAUCAUUGAUAUUGCUGACACUAAAAUUGAUGUCUGUAGCUAGUCAUUAUGGAUGUUAUGUAGGUUAUCCCUUCACAACAUGAAAUAUAUUUGGCAAAUAUGCUGUGUUUGCCUUAGUCUCGUAACUGCACUUUUCCGUAAUUCAGAGCUCGCUGGGAUUAAACUGUCACUGUGUUUUCUUGUUUUUUUAAUUGUUUUCAAGUAUUACUACCACUGAAUCUCCUUGGGGUACAUUGGUAGUUGGAUCAAUAAUACCAGUUGAUCAACCCCAAAUGAUUGAUUCUCCCACUGCGUGCCAAAUAAUUUUCUGGAUAAACAGAUAGCCAUUUGCUUGAAGGAUGGUCCAUAAUUGUUUUGUAACGUGCUUCAGUCUAUUGGUUUGAGUACUUGGAAACGGUAGACACAUCAUUCGCGUCAAUAAAAUUUCCACGAAACUGGAUAUUUAGUGGCAAGCUCAACCUUUUUCGUGGUCGCCAGCUAUACGACAUGUAAAAAACUAUUUAAACUCUGCCUUCAGAGUUAAAAGAUCUGCUUUUAGAAGAAUUAUGGCGUCUCAUGAUGAAAGUCGAGAGUCUUCGGAAGUCACGAUGCCGAUGACCCUUCUAACAACCAAAGCAACAACUUAUAUAGGUACAUGGAAUGUUCGGACAGUGUGAAAGACUGGAAGGACCAAUCAAAUAGCUAUUGGAAAUUAGAAUAUACAACUUGGCUGCUACCAGAAUUAGUCAAACUCAUUAGACCAAAGCUGAACAGAAAAAGAUAGAUUGUAGAGAGAUGCUGCCAUACUGUGGUCACGAAGACGAAAAUGCUCCACACACUCAGGAAGUUUCUUUCAUGCUGCACUAAGAAGCACAUAGAGCAGAGCGCUUAUAAGGUGGGAAUCUCAUGGAUCGAUGAUCAUCAAAGGAUCCUUCGAAAUAAAGAGGAAGGAAAUCACAAUGAAUGUUAUCGAAUGUUAUGCUCCAACCGAUGAUAACAAGGACGACAAUGAAGAUCAGUUUUAUGAGAGACUGCAAUUGAUCAUAGCGAAGUGCCCAGGAAUGGACUUGACUAUCCUGAUUGGAGAUCUAAACAUCAAAGUCUGAAUGGACAACGAUGGGUCUGAAAAUAUCAUGGGACGAAAUGGACAGGGGAGUGAGAGGAAGAUACAAUAAUUGCGACUGAUUUUGAAAUUAUUGUGCAUUCAACAAAAUUGUUGUAGGCGGCGCAAUAUUUUCACAAAAACUAUACACGAAGUUACAUGGAUCUCAACAUAUCACACUAUCGAGAAUCAGAUCUAUGAUAUUUACAUCACUAGAAAAUUCUAAAUGUCAAUGGAAGUUGUGAGGGUCAGGAGACGAGUUGAUAUAGCUUCAGAUCACCAUCUACUUUUCGGUUUUUAGGAUGAAACUGAAGCUAAGGGUACACUGGAAAACUGGAGAAGCAUUAUUACAAAGGUUCACCACAGCCUUCCUACGAGGUAUUGACAAACUUACCGAAUUCAAGAUAGCUUUCAACAGCAGAUUCCAAACCUUACAAGGUCUACUGAAAAAAGUAAGCACUAUGUAGGGCAACUGGAAAGGGGUCAGAAACCACCACGUCUAAUGCGUCAGGAGGUUCUGGGUUGCAACAUGCAUCGUCAUAAAGAAUGGAUCUCUAUGGACAGAAUUAAGAAAACGAAGAACAAGAAUACAGUAAUUAACAACAUUCGAACAAGGACGGAGAAAUUCAAGACAAGCUGAAUACACUGAGGCAAACAAGUAGGUGAAGAGGAGUAUUAGAACUGACAGGCAGAAAUACAUGGAAGACCUAACAGCGACAGUGUAAAAGCUGCAACAGAAAGGAAUAGCAGACAACUAUAUGAUUUAACGGAGAAACUAGUAGGGAAAUAUGGUAGACUAGAGAAACCAGUCAAGGAUAAAAAAGGCAAGCCAAUCAUCGAGAUUCAUGGGCAGAGGAACGGAUGGGUGGGAUACUUUGAAGAACUCUUGAAUAGACUAGCUUCAUUGAACCCACUGGACAUCGAAGCAGCACCUACAAACCUUCCUAUAGAUGUCACUACAUCAACUAUCUAAGAAAUCAGGAUGACCGGUCAUCGGACAAAUAAAGAUUGGGGAAGCAGCAGGAUUUGAUAACAUACCAGCUAAAACACUGGAGUCAGACAUAGGAGUGACUGCAAGCGUGCCCCAUGUUUUAUCGAACAAGAUUUUGAAGGAAGAACAAGUGUCGACAGACAGGAAAUCAGGAUACCUCAUCAAAAUACCAAGUAAAAGAGAUCUGAGCAAGUGUUAGAAUUACAGAGGCAUCACACUACUCUCAGUAUCACGAAUGGUUUUCAACGGAGUGUUACUGAACCGGAUGAAGUACUCAGUAGACGCACAACUUUGAGAUCGCCAGGCUAGAUUUCUUACGGAUCGGUCGUUCACAGACCAAAUCGCGACAUUACGGAUCACCAUUGAACAAUCAAUUGAAUGGCAAUCGUCACUAUACAUCGACUUCCUUAAUCAUGAGAACGCGUUUGACUGCGUGGAUAUGAUGAUCUUUUGGAAUCUUCAACACUAUGAACUGAGCAACUGAAAAGGUCGUCAACAUCAUUCGGAAUUCAUACGACGGAGUACACUACAAAUUUGCGCAUGAAAGAUAGCAGGCAUAUGCAUUCUAAGUGGGGAUCAGUGUCAGACAAGGCUGCUCACUCUCACUAUUUCUCUUUCUGCUAUGACGGGAUAAAAAAUCUCAAUUGGAUUCUUUUACUCAUUAUGAUUUUUGUUCAGUAUUACUCCCGUUUUUUCAGUGUGAUGAUUACUCAGUGUAGUAUUUGUUUUGUUUUCGACUGUGAUAUUUUAUUCUGUAUAACAUACGAUAUUCUUGUAUUAAAUUAACAUGGAUUAUACUCAGCAUGAUAUGUAGCAUGUGAUUUCUUAUAACUGUAAGUGUUUUUCAUAUAUGUGAUUUCAUCCUAAUUAUUAGUCGAAAUGUGUGUACAAUCAAUAUAUAAAUGAGUAUAUUUUUGACUACGGUCGUCGUCGCGUUAUGGAGUUAAUAAAUCUUCACUUGUACUUGUGUUCUUACUUUUGCGUCGUGGGAAUUGCAGUAGUUCCUUGAUUUUACAAGUAUAAGUAAUAAGUGAUCCAAACAUAAAAAUCAGUGACCAGAUAAUAACAAUUGAUGACGCAGUCAUAACAGUCGACCACUAGUCAUAACACUUUCUUCUGGUGGUUGAAUUGAUUUUGAAGACCUCCACAUCUAAGGGAAAGCUGGAUAUUACCAUCAUCAGCUUACUGUGAGAGAUAGUGAAUCGGCUUCUAUCUGUAGAGGAAAUUAGGGGAAGACGUUGGUGUUGGUUGGUGGGAAAUACAUUGUGGAAACCAACAAACUGCAUCAUGAGGCAAGCUCUAACUUGGAAUCCUGAAGGGGAUCGGAAAAGAGAAAUACCAAGGAACACAUUGCGUCGAGAAUUUGAAGCAGACAUGAAGAGAAUGAAUAGCAACUGGAAACAAGUGGAAAGGAUUUUCCAGGACAGAGGAUGGUUGUGGGCGGCCUAUGCCGUAACAAAUUAGUUGGUAUCGUACUGUAGACAAACAACAAAUCUCAUCUGGUAGUACACUUAAAGAUCCUGUUCGUCGUGGUCCCCAUGGUGUCAGCAAAUAUGCAGUUAGGUUUCUUCCUGGAAGACCCAACUAUGCACCUAAUAUGGCUGGUGUCGACGUAAACAAACUACGUACCUACCAACUGAUUGUUCGAUUUGUAGAUAUUAAUGAUGCAGAUACGCAAUUCAGGUGUGUUAUUGAAUUGAGAACUACGCCAGUUGAUCAGUGGCCUGUAGCAUAUGGGAAUAUUAUUGUGAAACGCGCUCCUGAAAUUCUCCCGGGGUUGACAUCUAAAAUUGUGACGGAAGGAGACUCUUUAACGUUAGUUUGCCGGGCACAAGGCUCGCCACCACCGAUGAUAAGUUGGACUAGAGCUAAUGGAAGGCCUCUGUCACUUCCAGGUUCACCACAAAGAAUUUAUAAUUCAACACUACAUAUUCCCCGCGUUGAUCGUUAUGAUCGUGGUGUUUAUCGAUGUUAUGCAGUUAACAACGUAGCUGGGUCGGCUGAAUAUGAUGUAAUGGUGGAAGUUAAUUAUGCACCACAUGUUCGUGAGGCUCGGUUCAAGGGAGCUUAUGGACAGGCACCAGAUGGAAAUUAUGACAUGACAUUGGAAUGCAUUGUCAAUGGAUAUCCUGAUCCUGAUUUAUUAUGGUAUACUGGAAUUUAUGAUCCGAUAACUAAUAAUAAACCCCUAUUUGAUAAUAAUCGUUAUGAACUUGAAAAAGCUCAAAGUUAUGGUUCAGCUGGAACAAAUGUAACUGAUGUUUUCUCAACUCUACUAAUUCGUAAUGUACGAGUUGGUGAUUAUGGAAAUUAUUCUUGUAGAGCGGAAAACAAAUAUGGAUCAAAUUUUGUUGUACUCAGUUUAUUUUAUCAAUCAAUCUGUCAAGGUGCUUACUGUCCAAUGCUUGGGGCUGUUUCCUUGGAAGCUCGAGUUAAUGAAGAUGGAACUUCAGUUAUCAACUAA